Molecule: messenger RNA, 1294 nt
Organism: Eimeria necatrix
Lineage: Eukaryota; Apicomplexa; Conoidasida; Eucoccidiorida; Eimeriidae
Exons: 3
Biological process (GO): NAD+ biosynthetic process
Cellular component (GO): cytoplasm
Molecular function (GO): NAD+ synthase (glutamine-hydrolyzing) activity; glutaminase activity
Source: RefSeq, a predicted model, not a curated record
GGGGGCCCCCGAGGAGGGUGAGGAGUUGGCGCUUGCGGCGUCUUUGUGGCUGUGGGAUUACCUGCGGCGGUCUGGGGCUGGGGGUUUCUUCGUGGCGCUUUCUGGGGGGGCGGACUCGGCCUGCGUUUUGCUGCUGCUGGCCUUCACUUGCCACCGAGUCAUGCAGACUGUGGGGCCCCUGCUGCAGCAGCUGCAGCAGCAGCAGCAGCAGCAGCAGCAGCAGCAGCAGCAAACCCCGGGGCCCCCCCCUCAGCAAAACGCCCUCCAAAAGGGGGCCCCCAGGGGCCCCCAGGGGGGCCCCCAGGGGGGCCCCCUUUUGGAGGGCCCCCAGGGGGGCCCCCAGGGGGGCCCCCAGGGGGGCCCCCAGGGGGGCCCCCAGGGGGGCCCCCAGGGGGGCCCCCUUUUGGAGGGCCCCCAGGGGGGCCCCCCUGGGGGCCCCCUUUUGGAGGGCCCCCCUGGGGGCCCCCCUGGGGGCCCCUGUUGGAGUGUGUUGCGGGACUUGGAGAGAGUGUUGGGGCUGAAGGCGGGGGCCCCCGGGUUUCCGAAGAGUGGGAAGGACUUGUGCAGUUUGCUGCUGCACAGCUGCUACAUGAGCAGCAGCUGCAGCAGCAGCAAAAGCCGGGAGCUCAGCAGCAAACUCGCGCGGGAGCUGGGAUCGUGUCACGGGAUCGUCGGGAUCGAUCCCGCUGUUGCUGCCUGCCUCCAAACUGCUGCUGCUGCUCUGGGGGGGGCCCCCCGCUUUGCUGCUCAGGGGGGGACUCUCCAGGAAGAUCUUGUCCUCCAAAACCUCCAGGCCAGAACCCGAAUGCUUUUGUCCUAUCUCUUCGCCCAACUGCUCCCAAUUGCCCGCCAGGGGGGCGCGGAGGGGCCCCGGGGGCCCCCGGGGGGGCCCCUGGGGUUCGACCUGGGGGCCCCCGGGGGGGCCCCCUGGGGCCCCCGGGGGCCCCUGUUGGUGGUGGCGACGGGGAAUGCAGAUGAAACAGUUUUUGGGUACUACACGAAGUAUGACUGCAGCAGCGGAGAUAUAAAUCCAAUUGGGACUUUAAAUAAAAAGAAUGUGCGGAAAGUGCUGCAGUGGGCUGCGGAGAAAGAGCCGCUCAAGUGCGGAGUCGUCCGUGAAAUUCUGCUGCAGCAGCCCAGCGCGGAGCUGCGGCCGCCAACAGCAACAGCAGCAGCAGCAGCAGCAGCAGCACAAACUGACGAAGCAGAAAUGGGACUUUCUUAUGAUGAAUUAUCUCUUUUUAAUUUCUUGAGAUUUAAUUUGCGAUGGGAUUCAGGGGAUUCAGGGGGUUAG